Molecule: messenger RNA, 2649 nt
Organism: Pezoporus occidentalis (night parrot)
Lineage: Eukaryota; Metazoa; Chordata; Aves; Psittaciformes; Psittacidae
Gene: VAV1
Product: vav guanine nucleotide exchange factor 1
Exons: 27
Coding region: 1-2526 (841 amino acids)
Biological process (GO): intracellular signal transduction; regulation of GTPase activity; cell migration
Cellular component (GO): cytoplasm
Molecular function (GO): guanyl-nucleotide exchange factor activity; protein binding
Source: RefSeq, a predicted model, not a curated record
AUGGAGACCUGGCGUCAAUGUGCCCAGUGGCUGGUGGCCGCGCGGGUGCUGCCGGGGGGGCACCGGGCCAGCAGCGCCGUGGGGCAGGUCUGGGACCUGGCCCAGGCCCUGAGGGAUGGGGUCUUGCUCUGUCACCUCCUCAACGCCCUCCUGCCCCAGGCCGUGCCCCCCCGCGACAUCUGCCCCCGGCCCCAGAUGUCCCAGUUCCUGUGCCUGAGGAACAUCCGCACCUUCCUGACUGCCUGUGCCGACAAGUUCGGGCUCCCGAAGCACCGGCUCUUCGGCGCCUUCGACCUCUUCGAUGUCCACGACUUCGGCAAGGUCAUUGAGACCCUCUCGACGCUCUCCUGGACCCCCAUCGCCCAGAGCAAAGGCCUCAUGCCCUUCCCCACUGGUGACUAUGUUGGGGACGAGGACAUCUACAGCGGCCUCUCCGACCUCAUUGACGACACGGCGGAGGAGGACGAUGACCUCUACGACUGCGUGGAGGCCGAAGGCGACGACGGCGACGACGUCUACGAGGACCUGAUGCGAGUGGAGCCCCCCCCGGCCACGAAGGUGGAGGUGGAUCAGAGGCUCUGCUGCCUCCAGGAGCUGAGGCUGACGGAGGAGAGGUACACGGAGACACUGGAGAAGAUCUGUCAGUACUUCCUGCGGCCGCUGCGGCACUUCCUGCAGCCCCAGGACCUGGAGAGCAUCUUCAUCAACAUCGAGGACCUGCUGCAGCUGCACCGGCUCUUCCUGGGGGAGCUGCGGGAGGCACUUGGGGGGCCCGGGGGGGCCCGAGGGCUGCCCCCCCUUUUCUUGGCCUACAAGGAGAGGUUCCUGCUCUACGGCCGCUACUGCAGCCAAGUGGAAGCGGCCGCGCGGCGCCUGGAGCAUCUCUCCUCCAGCACCGACCUGCACAUGAAGCUGCAGGAGUGCUCCCAACGAGCCAACAAUGGGCACUUCUCCCUCCGGGACCUGCUGAUGGUGCCGAUGCAGCGGGUGCUCAAGUACCACCUCCUGCUGCAGGAGCUGGUGAAGUUGACCCCAGACCCAGCUGAGAAGGAGAGGCUGAAGGUGGCCCUGGAUGCAAUGAGAGACCUGGCGCAAUGCGUGAACGAGGUGAAACGGGACAACGAGACCCUGAAGCAGCUCACGAGCGUCCAGCUUUGCCUCCAUAACAUGCCGCAGUCCCUGGCACAGUUUGGGCGCCUCAAGAUCGAUGGAGAACUGAAGGUGUCCAGCACGGAGCGGAGAUCCAGGGUGGACAGGUACGGAUUCCUCCUGGACAAGGCUCUCAUCAUCUGCAAGCGCCGGGGGGACUCCUAUGAGGCCAAGGACGUGGUGGACCUGCAGAGCCACCAAGUGCGGGAUGGGGGCAUCAGCGCCCGCGACGGCAAGAAGUGGACCCACACGUUCCUGCUCAUCGAGGCUGGAGGUCUCCAGGGCUACGAGCUCUUCUUCAAGACCCAUGAGCUGAAGAAGAAGUGGCUGGAGCAGUUCGAGAUGGCCCUGUCCAACAUCUUCCCUGAGCACGCGCUGGCGGAUGGACAUGAAUUCCAGAUGUUCUCCUUCGAGGACACCACGUCCUGCAGGGCCUGCCAGAUGUUGCUGAGGGGCACGUUCUACCAGGGCUAUCGCUGCAGCCGGUGCCGGGCCCCCGCGCACAAGGAAUGUCUGGGGCGGGUUGGGACCUGCGGUAGGGCCAGCACCGAUUCCAACUCCGGCCCCAGGAAGAACAAGCCCCAGCGGCCAGGCCCUGAGAAGGAGAGAGGAGGACUUGGGUUGCCCAAGAUGGAAGCCCAUCAGCCCUAUAGCGGGGUCCCCCCACCACCGGGCGCUAUGGGGCCGGGCCUGCGCCUCAGCCCUGGGGACGUCCUGGAGGUCACCGUGGCCGAGGCGGAGCAGCUCUGGUGGCAGGGCCGGAACAUGGCCACCGGUGACCUGGGCUGGUUCCCCUGUGCUGCUGUGAAACCCUUCAUCUGCGUGCCGCUGCCGGAUCUCUCCAUCUACCCCUGGUACGCCGGCCCCAUGGAGCGGGCGGAAGCGGAGCAGCUCCUUGCAUCCCGCUCCGACGGCUCCUUCCUGGUGCGGCAGCGGGUGAAGGAUGCGGCCGAGUUCGCCAUCAGCAUCAAGUACCAUGGGGAGGUGAAGCACAUCAAGGUGAUGACGGCGGACGGGCUCUACCGCGUCACCGAGAAGAAGGCGUUCAAGGGGCUGGUGGAGCUGGUGGGGUUCUACCAGCGCAGCUCGCUCAAGGAUGGCUUCAAGGCGUUGGACACGGCGUUAGUGGUGCCCUUCAAGGAGCCCGAGAGUAGGGAUGGAGCCCGGGCAGAGGGUGCCGUGCGCAGCUUUGGCUCAGCCAAGGCUCGCUACGACUUCAGCGCCCGGGACCGGACGGAGCUGACGCUGCGGGAGGGGGACAUCGUGCGGGUGCUGAGCAAGAAGGGGCACCCAGGGUGGUGGAAAGGGGAGGUCUAUGGACGGGUCGGAUGGUUCCCAGCCAACUACGUGGAAGAGGAUUACUCGGAAUACUGCUGACCAUGUAUGGAUCCUCACCCAUCCCACCCUGCCUCCUAUGGCCCCACCACUGUCCCCAUGUUAACUUAUGCCUCCUCCUGCCCUGGAGGGACAAUAAACAGGGAUCAGAUCCCAUGGGAAGAG